Entelurus aequoreus (snake pipefish) is the source of this 2489-nucleotide messenger RNA. It is a transcript of the gene hrh2a, whose product is annotated as histamine receptor H2a. The record is from RefSeq and is a predicted model, not a curated record. Gene Ontology annotation, molecular function: G protein-coupled receptor activity. Gene Ontology annotation, biological process: adenylate cyclase-activating adrenergic receptor signaling pathway. Gene Ontology annotation, cellular component: membrane. The transcript has 4 exons. NCBI's taxonomy places the organism in Eukaryota, Metazoa, Chordata, Actinopteri, Syngnathiformes, Syngnathidae. The coding region runs from base 459 to 1667 and encodes 402 amino acids.
CACACACACACACACACACACACACACACACACACACACACACACACACACACACACACACACACACACAAUGCAUAAGCCAGCCGUCAGUUCAACUCUCAUCUCUCCAGGACAAGACAUGAGGCUGCAGCUGUCGAUGUGAUGGUAGUAUAGCCAUGGAAGAUGCUGUCAACUGCUUUGACUCAGCCAGCCAACACCAGCUCAAGCUUUUGACAAGACAUAUCCUUGGAAUAGAAGUGAGACGGGGAACCCUGAUGUGAACACGAUAGCCCAGCGAGAAAAUGAUUACUUUUAAGUUACACUGAACAAGACCCACAUGGAUCACAUUUGGAAAGUCAUUGAAUUAAUCCUUUAAGAGGUGUGAUUAUUAUAAAGCACCCACAGUUUGAAUCCAAACUUAUCUUUGCUAGUUGGUGCAUUGUUAAAACAGACAUAAUGUCACAAACUUAAGUCCAGCAAUGUUGUGUAAAAUAGCAGUAGGUCUCAUCCUGACCCUCCUCAUUCUCCUGACAAUAAGCGGCAACAUUCUGGUGUGCCUGGCAGUCUGCGCCUCCAGACGCCUCCGAUGCCUCACCAAUUGCUUCAUCGUGUCGCUGGCGGUGACCGACCUCCUGCUGGGCCUGGUCGUCCUCCCCUUCUCUGCUCACCUGCAGCUCACCAACGACUGGCCGCUGGGUCCGGUCUUCUGUAAUUUCUACAUCUCCAUGGACGUCAUGCUGUGCACCGCUUCCAUCCUCACCCUCCUGGCCAUCAGUGUUGACCGCUACUUGGCAGUGACCAUGCCCCUCAGGUACACCUCACUGGUGCUGCCUUGGAAGGUAGUAGUGGCUAUGGCGAGCGUCUGGACCGUAUCGGUGUCCGUGUCGUUCUUGCCCAUCUACAUGGGAUGGAACACGGUGAAUGGGACCGUGCAAAACUACGGGCCGCGUGUUCCAGAGAGGACGUGCCGCUUCGAGCUUAACAGGCCGUACGUUUUAACAGAUUCCCUUCUUACCUUCUACCUGCCUCUGCUGGCUAUGUGCUGGACAUACCUCAGAAUACUUCGCAUCGCUCGGGCACAAAUUAAGCGCAUCAUCAGCACUCGCCCUACGUGCGUCACCAGCUACAGCUGUAGGAGCACCCAAUCAACCAUCACCACUGUGGUCUCAAGUAUCCCAGCGUCGGCCCUCAGGGAGCACAAGGCCACAGUGACACUGGCGGCAGUCAUAGGGGCGUUUGUGGUCUGCUGGCUGCCUUAUUUCAUCCUCUUCACAGCGCUGGGCCUGCAAGAGCACCCCGACCCCAACAAAGUGCCACAGUUCUCCAUUGUCCUGUGGUUGGGUUACACCAACUCUGCCCUCAAUCCCAUCCUCUAUGGCGCACUGAACAGGGAUUUCAGAUCGGCCUACGCUCACCUAUUGAGAUGCCGGUGGCCCACUUACAGCGCGUGGAGGUGCAGGCAUCGUUCUGCCACCGUGACAACAGCCAGAGAACAGCUCAUGGAGGUGACGCUGCUGUGUGGACACACGCCCAACAGCUGCAGAGCGGGUCACAUGGAUCAGAACUUUAUGCUCCAAGAAACAAACAGAAGAACAAACUCGGCCAUAAUUCAGAUUGCAAUUGGUGCAACUGACACAGACGUCGACGGCAAUGAAGGGAAGGCCACACAGCUGACUGACGUGCCAUGAUGCUUUUCUCUGCGCCCAGUUUCAUGACAUCACAAAUAUGCAACCAUACCAGAGGGGAUGGAUUGAGGAGCCAGGCAGCAGCACAAGCCACAACAGAGAGACCUGUUAGCACAGUCAGUAAGUAAUCGAGUCAAAUGGAAGACCUCAUAAGACCGAAGCAUCAAUGCACACUUCAUCCCAAAAGAGGUGAUACAACAAAAAGACAACUUCUUUACAUUUUAUUUGCUACUGUAUCACAUCAUCACUAAUAAUGGCAGCAACACUCUCCCGAUAUGUAUGCCUGGAGGAACUAACAUGACCACAAAAAGUAUUGUACAUUUGGAUGCUUCAUCAAGAGUGCUCUCUAGUGGUAGCAUGAAGAAUUACAAGCUAUCUCUUGCUUCAUAGAUGAUGAGAUCUACUGUAUUAGAAUGUAGUAUCCAUUCAUCCAUUUUCUACCGCUUGUACCUCUCGGGGUCGCGGUACUCAGUUAUAAAAUGAUUUUAAUAAAUAUGUACUUGUAUUUAAAACGACUGACUUGUUAGCACUCAUUGUAUACGUUAAAGAAUACACCUGAAGUUCUUCCACACUCUAAGCUCAUCCAAUCAUGACUUAAUGAAUAUUGUUUUGACAUAAAAGGGGCUUCUCCAAACUGUUUUCAGAAAGCUUUAAGCAUAGCAUUUUCCAAAAUGUCUUUGUGAUAUGAUUUAAGAUUCAGCAGGAAAUAAGGUGUCUCGUCCAGCUCCCAAUUGGUGUAUUUAUUGAUUAAGAACUUUGUCUGGACACUUUUCGAAUGCAUGGUACAUCCAGGCCUCUCCUUUUUUUUUUACAUUCAAAUGUCAA